Messenger RNA from Folsomia candida, 1883 nucleotides. RefSeq lists its product as uncharacterized. The transcript is spliced from 3 exons. The coding region runs from base 188 to 565 and encodes 125 amino acids. NCBI's taxonomy places the organism in Eukaryota, Metazoa, Arthropoda, Collembola, Entomobryomorpha, Isotomidae. The record is from RefSeq and is a predicted model, not a curated record.
GCCUUGUUAAUUUUUGAUCAUCUGGUUAUUCUCGCUGGUCCGUUCGAGAAUAAUAUUCGUCACAAAAAUUUCCUAUAACUAAUUUAAUUUAAGUAUUAGACUGAACAAUGUGCAUGGAACCUGGGAGCGUACUUACUGCCUUAACUUAAUCCUUUGAAAGCUUUCUCUAUCUUCUAAAGAUAAUAUAAUGUUGUGGAAUGAGGAACGUGAUGAACGAGAUUUCAAAUUGACCUCUGAUAACAAUGGCAACCCCACUACCAGUCCCUAUUGCGGUCCUAUUCUUAUUCCGGAUGUAAUUCCUCACCUAUGCAAAUUCCUUGGAAUCGGAACCAUAAAAAAAUGCCGACUAGUCUGCAGGUCGUGGAAUUAUGAAGCGACCCCCGUGCUAAAGGCGAGGACACUAAUCGAAAUUAAACUUGCCUCUGGAAAGCAUGAUCAACGACGUCACAAGGAGUGGAGAUGGGAUACAGAAAUUGUGGAAAAGCUGGGAUUUAAUGCUCGUCUAAAAAUUUCAUCGUAUAAACCAAUGCUACCACCGCUGGAUCUCCUCGGUCGGAAAUGUUAAGUCAAUUGUUGUCCACUUUUACAUCAGAGAAGACUGGCAGAAGGACUUGUCUGAUAAAAUUAUAUUGAGUUCGGCCCCCACUCUGGAGGAAUUAAAGUACGAAUGGUAUUUUCAUCAAGAUUUCCCCUCAUGUGGGGAGGGCACUGUUUUCCCUAAAUUAAAAAAGCUAGUGCUCCAGUGUGGCCGGGUUCAAGCUCCUCGUCCUGGAAAUCUACAGUACGAAAUAAUUGGCCAAGCUAUUACGGCAGCGUUUCCAGCUUUGGAAUUCCUUAAAAUUGACUGUAGCCACUUGUAUAAAAUUUAGAAAAUUAAUAUGCUACAAAACUUCCCAUGGUAAGUUAGGGAUGCUCCUGUUUUUCGUGUCGUAGAUAUGUAUGUCAAGGUGACCUGCAUUCGUCAGCUAUUUAUUAUCUAUGUAAUUGUUUGGAAUUUAUGCACAUAUAACUGGUCGACUUUAUAACGAAGGAAACGUCGUGUUUGUAGGUUGAAAAUUAGGAAAAUAUGAUAUUUCUGACAAAUAUAAUAUGGUUGCACAUCGGUUAAAUUAAUCUGAUUUAAUUUUUACUUCCUUUUCAGAUCACUUCAUUCGCUGGAAUUGACUGGAAAGUUGAACGCAAACCGGUUAGAAUGUCUGCUCAAAAUUCCUUCUCGUUUAAAAAAACUUGACGUUAGCGCGACCUUUGAGACUGACCACCUUCGCGCCGACGAACUGUCAACCAUUCUGUACAAAUUGUUAAAGAAGCAUUCGCUCACUCUGGAAAAUUGUCUAUCCGUUUGGGCUCCGAUGAUGAAGAAACAGGUUGGAAAUUUCCGGCGUUUCCGGUCAUGAAAAGCUUCUGGAUUUAUCACAAUAAAACUAAAAAAGUUGGAUUUGAAUUUGAAAGUGGUCCAGGAUCAGGACGCUUUGGACGGAUUGAUUACAAGGUGUGCUUUCCAGUCUUGGAAAUCUUGUGCGUUCACAGUUACGACUUAUCCACUGUUGAUGCAUCUCUUCCGCCAGAAGGCAGCACAUGUACGGCGAUGAAAUCGUUGCGACGAGUGCACAUCAACCUUUUGUGGUAUACACGAACAGAGGAAUUAGCUGGCCUUUGCGACAGAUUUUUGGACGUUUUUCCAAACGCGAGAGUUUUGGGAAUUAAUCAUGAGAGGAAGUAAAUUUUAAGCAUAUAUUAUUUGGUCAUUUAUGUUUUGAGAUAAGUAAUUACUUCCACUCGAGAAUUGCUAUAUUAGUGUUGCUCGAAACGAACAUAUUUUUAUGAAGUUGUUACGAGAAUAAGUUGUAAUUUAUAAUUGAAUAAAUUUCCUAAAUAACAAUGUA